This is a messenger RNA of Closterium sp. Naga37s-1, 1521 nucleotides long. Lineage: Eukaryota; Viridiplantae; Streptophyta; Zygnematophyceae; Desmidiales; Closteriaceae. The record is from the annotation of a GenBank genome assembly.
AUGGGAUCGCUUUUUCCGUGGCUUAUUCUAACUCGUGAUGAUGUCGGCUUCCCAAUUCUGAAAUGCAGCACGUGCUUCGAGCAUGGCGUGGAAGGCGCGAAUACGGCGUAUGGCAAGGGUGGCAGUGGAGGGCGUGACAUGCAGAAGGAGAGCAUCCGGACGCACCAGCGCUCCACUGUACACCUGGAUGCACACGCCGUGAAGAAGUCGAAGGAGAGCCGGAAGCUACGUCAGGCGUUGCUGAGUGAGUUUGAAGGGCUGGAUCGCGGCACGCUUCACAUCAUCACCGCUCUCAAAACUGCCGUUUACACCUGCAAGUCGGAGGCGCCGAUCACCUCCUACGUGGGCUUCAUCAAAUUCAUGGCCGAGCUGGGCGUCCCGAACCUUCCUUUGGAUUCCAAGGGAAGCUACUUUUUGGAGUACGGGUUUGGGGAGUUGCUUGACGCUGCCGCGAAGUACUUGCGUCAGGAGCAACUGAAGCAAAUCGAAGCCAGCCCAUACAUCCGCAAACAGCUCGAUGAGAGUAUCGAUAAGGUGCGCGGCAAGGACCUGAUCGUGUACGUGAGCUACAUGAAGGACGGUGCGAGCGUCUGUGAGUUUCUCACGCUGCUGACGAUGGAGAAAUGUGAUGCGGCAAGCCUCAUCGACGUUCUACUGACACUCCUUGACGCCGUGGGCAUUGACCUGUCAAAGAUUGUCGAAAUUAGCACUGACGGCGCCAGAGUCAUGACGGGCACCAGCAAUGGCGUUGUUGCACGACUCCGGGCGAGGAAUCCCUAUCUCGUGUCUUGCCACUGUAUCGCACAUCGGGAGGCGUUGGCCGCGCGUGAUGCUGCACUGGAGGUGCCGGAGUUCAACAUCGUUGACCACGCGGUGCGCAACGUGGCGGAACAAAUGUCUAGAAGCAGCAUCUGGGAUCAGCGUUUCCUGCACCUCCAGGAGUACAUAUGCGACACCAACCUAGAGCUGCAGGGGAUCCACGCCGUGCGAUGGCUCUCCAGAGGGGAGGCAGUGAAGCGGUUUGCCAAGGUUCUGCCGGCGACUAUUGUGCUACUGCACGAUUUCAAACACGAACUCUAUGAAGCCGUGACCUCCUUCAAAUUCCAUUUCAUGCUGUAUUUUCUUGCAGGCAUCCUUGCCGUGCUCAACGACCUCAACACCAAGUUCCAACAGCACCAGGUUGACAUCACGGUGGUCGCGGGGGAGGUGUCGCUGGCAUGCCGAACUAUUGAAGUGUGUUACGUGGACUGCGAGGAUCGUUUCGACAACGAUCAGUCGCCCAUGCUCGGCGAGUUCCUGAAGAAGCAUGGCAACCCGGGGUUCCGCGAAGUCACGGUCGAAGGAGUGGACCGGGAUGACGACCCUGCAGAGCACACAUUCACUCUACACGAGCGUCCAAUCCCAGGUCAUAAGAGUGGCGGCGACUGCUACUCCUGCAAAGCUGUGUGCCAGGAGUUUGCCAAGGAGUGCAUUGGGCGUCUCGAGUUCCGCUUGGAAGACUUGAAGGACAUGGCCGGCUAA